Messenger RNA from Sclerotinia sclerotiorum 1980 UF-70, 627 nucleotides. RefSeq lists its product with no specific name. Gene Ontology annotation, cellular component: membrane. The transcript has 2 exons. Gene Ontology annotation, biological process: arachidonate metabolic process. The coding region runs from base 1 to 627 and encodes 208 amino acids. Lineage: Eukaryota; Fungi; Ascomycota; Leotiomycetes; Helotiales; Sclerotiniaceae. The record is from RefSeq and is a predicted model, not a curated record.
AUGAAUGAUUGCCUCCUUGUACUCGCCCCUGAAGAACUCAAUCCGGAGCGCGCUUCCCCUUACCCUAUAUGGCAGGUGGCUCGAGCAACGACUGCAGCGCCGACAUACUUCAAAGCAACUCAAAUCAACGACGAACGGUUUGUAGAUGGGGGAUAUGGCCAUAAUAACCCCACCUCGCGAACAUUUAAGGAGAUCGAGCAAAUUCAUGGCGAAGGCACCAUCGCCCUCACAAUUAGCAUCGGUACUGGUCGACCUACAAAGAUUUCGCCGAUAGCCAAGAAGAAUAGUGGACUCAUAAAGCGCUAUCGACAAAUGAUUAAAUACAUCGUAGCUACAACUACCGACUCGGAGCGCGUCCAUGAACACGUGAAGAGCAUGACCUCAGGUCGAUGUACCUAUGAGCGUCUCAAUGUCGACGGCGGCCCCGGUGGUAUAAAUAUUGGAGAGUGGCGUGUUCAUAAAAAGGAAAACAUGACGCUUAAAACAAUACGAGAACAAACAUCUGCAUAUCUCGAACAAUCCGAGGUUCGUAUACGAGUGGAAAAAAUCGCUAAAAUGCUAGUGAGAAAUCGCCAAGAGAGGUCUAGGACUCCUAGAUGGGAUAUUGUGGCUACAGGUCAGUCCUGA